This is a messenger RNA of Pisolithus orientalis, 1632 nucleotides long. RefSeq lists its product as uncharacterized. Lineage: Eukaryota; Fungi; Basidiomycota; Agaricomycetes; Boletales; Pisolithaceae. The transcript is spliced from 2 exons. Bases 223 to 1509 code for a protein of 428 amino acids. The record is from RefSeq and is a predicted model, not a curated record.
GGCGUUACAAUUUAUAAGCAGAUUAAGGGGUAUCAAGAUGGAUUCAAGACCAUCGACAAGUUAGGACUGUGGAGCUUGGGCAACAGAGAUCAACGUUUCCAGUAUUCAAAACAAACGUCCAAGAGUACGUUUCGCACUACCAGUAAGAUAUAUGGGUCGAAGUCCUGGUCUUCGCGUAAACUGACGUGACGACGCGGUUGACUUGCCUCGUGGCCGGUGCACAUGACCGGCAAAGUUCAAACCAUCCUGGCGGGUACUACUACUGCUGGGACAGUUGAGCCAGUCAAUCUACAUACCUUCAACACCACACAAGGCAGGUCUUUUCUGUAUCACUACUCGUACGUUCAGGCAAUGUCUGCAAGAUCCACCUGGAGCCAGUGUUCCUGCUGUUCAGCUUCUUGGGCUGCAACGGCACCGUCUUUUUACCAGGACCAUAUCUUACCUGUUCCUUCAUCUUCAAAAUCGAGAACAAACCUUUACACCACUUCAGUAUCAGCAUCUUGGGGUCGUAGCCACGGGUGCGACGUGCUUAUGGCGUGCGGCGCCGUUGCGGAACCUCUGGCCCCUAAUAACAUGGACAGAGCUCACGGCGCGAGUUGGAAAUUAGAGCUGGAGGGACACUCCUCAACUACCCUUCUUCUGUCGCGAUCGGUCUCCCCAGAUCACCUCGAAGCCCAGCCUCACGACGACUUUGAGUGCGCCUUGCCCCAUCACAGCUCUAGUAUCCCCCAUCGUUUGGGAGAGGGAACGCGUUGCUCUCCAUAUCUCCUGGAUAAACCUGGUGAUAGGAUUGCUCGACAUACGCAGAAACUUCGUUUGCGUACUGCAGCAAUAUUACAAUCUCUGCCAGCCACGGUGGAAGACACACUACCCCCUGUCACGUUGCGUCGUGAAGAUCUUGUACAGCAUGAUGAUCAGCGUGUCAGCCGAGGGUCCCUCCACUCAUCUAGGAAGCUUAGGAGAGUCUCGGGGCAGACGAACUUGCGUGACAAUUUCUGUCAAGGGAUAUCUUUCCAUCGAGACAUGACAGACAAGUCUUCUAUUGAUAAAUCUGCAUCGCCCCCUUAUCCGUGGUUUUGCAUACCUGUGCUCUCUUCAUCUGAUACUCUUGUGGAGUCCAACGCGUCUUGCUACUCUGCCACAGCGGAGAGGUCGAAAUGCAAAGAUUUGUACUCAAAUCUAUCGUCGGACUCUUCACCGCAACUUUUCUUACCGUCAGCAUCAAAUCCGCAUAUGCUGUCAACCCGCCAAGAUCUGCUUAGUAGCAGAGUAUUCUCUUCCUCGCCAUCACCUCAUUUACAUGUGCGGAAUAGUCCCAGUUCCCCUCUGGUGCCAUGUGACAAGUUCGGCAUUGUUUCCGUGGACGACCCAUUGUGGUCAUGUGCCAAAAUCACCCGCUCAGCAACAAAACGCGAAGUCCGACGCGCAGCUUUGCGAAAAACAAGCCGUUUUACGUCUCGGCCGUCCAUACUUGGCACCAUCACUCGCUUCCGAAGAUCUGAACAAUAGACGCAAAGUAACAGCCAGGUUUUGGCUGCCCUCGCGAGCUUCACGAUCCCUACUUAAGUUUUCACUGAUUCACACUCCUUGCGUGCAGUCUUCGCUUCCUUUCUCUCUUUCCUCUGGUCGCUU